AUGGUUACGGAUAGAUUGGCUGCUUUGAGCUUAGGAGCCUCCAUUGCUGCUACUAUUUUCUUAGAGCCACCAUUGGAGUUAUCUUCCACCAUGUCAAUCUCCACCUUGAUGCUCAUGGUUUCAGUUGGGUUCAAUGCAGCUGCAAGUGUUAGGGUGAGCAAUGAGCUGGGAGCCGGCCACCCCAAGUCGGCAGCAUUCACAGUUAUCAUCGUGACUUCGGUUUCCUUGAGUAUCGCUUUCGUAGAAGCCGUUGUCGUUUUAGCUCUACGCCAUGUAAUUAGCUUUGCAUUUACGGAAGGUGAGACCGUGGCCAAGGCAGUGUCGGACCUAUGCCCAUUAUUUGCCGUCACUCUUGUUCUUAAUGGAGUUCAACCUGUCCUGUCCGGGAUCCCUCUUGGGGCAAAGGUGGAGACAACCAAGAAGCGGUUGGACAAAUGGGAUGAUAAGAAGCCUCUUCUCAAGAAGUAA
Hibiscus syriacus is the source of this 468-nucleotide messenger RNA. Its product is annotated as protein DETOXIFICATION 40-like. Gene Ontology annotation, molecular function: xenobiotic transmembrane transporter activity; antiporter activity. Gene Ontology annotation, biological process: transmembrane transport. The transcript is spliced from 5 exons. Gene Ontology annotation, cellular component: membrane. The coding region runs from base 1 to 468 and encodes 155 amino acids. NCBI's taxonomy places the organism in Eukaryota, Viridiplantae, Streptophyta, Magnoliopsida, Malvales, Malvaceae. The record is from RefSeq and is a predicted model, not a curated record.